CGCUUACUCUCUAAAUACCGGAUCCGGCCCGGGUUGUACGGGAAAGAACCUUUUGCUUUUCAAUUAUUAAAUUUGCGGCAGUAAACUAAUUCCUAAAUAAAGCAGUGUGCUUAAAUAUGCACAAUGAAAUAGAGUCAAGGCGAGUUUAUAUAAGGGAAUAGCUCGUAGAAUUCUUGUUCAAAAAGCAAAAUGGGCGUUAAUUGGCGUGAAAUGUUUCCAACAAAGCUUACGUUCGUCAUUUUUUUACUCUACAUAUCGUUGUUCAUUGGUCAAGGAAUAUUUGUAACCGCUUCCCAAGAAGCCAAUAACUCCUACAGCUACAACACAGUGACUGUGGUGCUACUUACGGAAGUUCUGAAACUACUUGUGUCUGCCAGUCUCUAUUGCAGGGAAAGAAACUUACCCAGUCUGCUACGCGAUGUGCGGAAGGAUUCAGAUGUCAUGAUGCUUUACUUUGUACCCGCGUUUCUCUAUUGCCUUUACAACAAUUUGGCUUUUAUCAACUUAUCCACGUUUGACCCAACAACGUAUUACCUUUUACUGCAGCUACGUGUUGUUAUCACUGGCGUACUAUUUCAGAUAAUUUUUAAGAAGUACUUGACGCGCCGCCAAUGGAUCUCGCUUUUACUACUCACACUCGGAUGUAUGUUAAAGCAAAUUAAUUUGAACAAGUUCUAUGGAGAUACCAAUGACGAUAGUGAAGCUGCUGCAGUGCAACAAGCGAACUUAAAUGGGACAUCAGCCUCUGUAUCGAGGGUAAGCGGAAAAAAUAUGACCGGUUUCGACCUAAGUCUCAGUGCCGUACUCAUACUGGCACAAACGAUAUUUUCGUGUCUUGCUGGUGUUUACAACGAAUAUUUGCUGAAGGACAAAGGUGCUGAUGUCAACAUAUUUGUACAGAAUGUCUUUAUGUAUGUCGAUUCCAUAAUUUGCAAUGCGCUAAUAUUGCUGAUAAAUGGUCAGUUGGCUGGCGCUUUCACAGCAGAUAGCCUACGAGCUAUUUGGCGAUUUAAUGUAAUCAUUAUUAUAGUAAACAAUGCGGCCAUCGGUAUUGUUACCAGCUUCUUUUUGAAAUAUAUGAAUUCUAUUGUGAAGACUUUUGCAAGCGCAUUAGAGCUAAUGUUUACAGCUGUACUUUGUUAUUUUCUCUUCGCUAUACCGAUUUAUAUCAAUACAGCGAUGGCCAUUGCAGUGGUAUCAUUUGCUAUAUAUUUAUACUCGCAAAGCCCUGUUGUGAAUACAGGAAAAGUGCGUCCUUUGAUCAGCCUGAACGAGGCAUCGCAAGAUAAGCGGAAGCUUCUUGACUCUGAUGGCGAAACGGAUCUGGAGAUGGACAUAGUGUAGCGUAUACAGUGGUGAAGAGUACCACAACAGUACCAUUAAAAACUAACUCACUCGCUCAUGUAAAGAUAAUAAUCAGUGCUAAUACCUAUAAAUGUAGAUUUUAAUAUAAAAUUGUAAGGUAUAUGUAAGUUUUGCUUGAACAUUGUAUGUGUUGGCGUAUGUUAGGUCGAAUAAUAUUAAAAUAGCAUCUUGGUUGUCAUUAUAUAGGUAAAGCUUUAUUUCACAAAACUUUAAGUUAAAAAUUAAAUUCACAAAAGGAUAAAAUUCAUAUUUGCUUCAAAAUACAUUUGUUAACCACUUUAAUCUCAUAAGCAGAUCGUUGAUUUGAGACUUAUCCAUAAUAAUCGUAUUUGAAAGUAUUUUUUAUGAAAAUAGGUUACAAGAAUUAUGUAGACUUAUUAACUUAAAUGACUAAUAAAUUACUUUCAAAGUACUGUCAAAUAA
Molecule: messenger RNA, 1788 nt
Organism: Rhagoletis pomonella (apple maggot)
Lineage: Eukaryota; Metazoa; Arthropoda; Insecta; Diptera; Tephritidae
Gene: senju
Product: UDP-galactose transporter senju
Exons: 5
Coding region: 190-1344 (384 amino acids)
Biological process (GO): pyrimidine nucleotide-sugar transmembrane transport
Cellular component (GO): Golgi membrane
Molecular function (GO): UDP-galactose transmembrane transporter activity
Source: RefSeq, a predicted model, not a curated record